AUGUCCCAAGAUUUCCCAGACUUCCCCAAGUAUCGGUCAGCCCACAUGACGAACCACAUGAUGAACGGUGUGGACACUGGCAAUGGCACGAACGGCACUUCCAAUGGUGUCAACGGUGUCAACGGUCAUGGACAUGAUUCUGCAGAACUCUGGCGACAUCCUCGACCCGAAUCCACUGAAUUCUAUGCCUUCCAACAACAUCUCAUGAAGAAGUACCCUAUCCGUUCAGAAAGCUAUACAGACCUGUGGAAGUGGAGUGUCGACAAUCCCGCUGCAUUCUGGGAGAACGUCUGGCAUUAUACAGGCAUCACGGCUCACAAGCAAUAUGACUCGGUCCUUGAUCUUUCAGCACCCAUGUUCCCAAAGCCAGCCUUCUUUCCAGGCUGCGAGCUCAACUUUGCUGAGAACCUUCUCUUUCCAUCAUCCAACCCUUCGGCCGGUUCCCUCGCCAUUAUCGCAGCGACUGAGACCACUAGAGAACAGGUGACGUGGGCAGGUCUAAGAGAAAGAGUGCGAAUGUGCGCCGCUGCCAUGACAGCCCAUGGCCUCAAGAAAGGCGACAGAGUCGCGGGAUAUCUCUCAAAUCACGCCAAUGCCGUAAUAGCCAUGUUGGCAGCAACUUCACUGGGCGCCUUGUGGUCGGGAGUCAGUCCAGAUACUGGGGUCCACGCAGUCCUUGACCGUCUGAAGCAGAUCGAGCCUGUGCUCCUUUUUGCAGACAACGCCGUCACAUACAAUGGCAAGACUCAUGAGACCCACGCUAAGAUCUCCCAGGUAAUUGCGGAGCUAUCGUGUGUCAAGAAUCUUAUUAUCUUUGAGACCAUUCAAGCUCAUAAAUUUGACCUCUCAACCCUUGAAGCACGCAAAGAAACUACGGUGGAGACAUAUGACUCGUUUGCCUCCAAAGGCGAUUCUUUGCGGCCACUUCGAUUCACAUAUCUACCCCCUGACCACCCUGUAUAUAUCCUCUAUUCCUCGGGCACAACAGGUGUGCCCAAGCCAAUCGUUCAUGACGCCUUAGGGACACUUCUCCAGCACAAGAAGGAGCACCUCAUACAAUCAGACAUCAAGCCGGGCGAGAAACUCUUCUAUUUCACAACAACCACGUGGAUGAUGUGGCACUGGCUUGUCUCCGGUCUUGCCAACGGGGCUACAAUUGUUGUUUAUGAUGGUUCUCCGUUCCAACCUCAUAAGGAAAUGAGCAUGCCCUUGCUCGUCGAUGAACUCGGUAUCAACCACUUUGGGACUUCUGCAAAAUACCUUUCAGUACUAGAACAAGCCAAGAUUUUCCCUCGGGGUGCAUCACCACGAUCCGCAACACUACAAUCUCUCAAGUCAAUAUUCUCCACCGGCUCUCCCCUCGCUCCAAGCACCUUCCACUAUGUAUACAAGGCUCUUUCGCCCCCUCCGCCUCACCAGGGAAUACUUCUAGCAUCCAUAACAGGUGGUACAGACAUCAUCUCUCUCUUUGGCUGUGGAAGUCCUAUCCUUCCAGUCCACGCCGGCGAAAUCCAGUGUCCUGGUCUAGGUAUGGCUAUAAGGAGCUUCUCUACAGAUGGUACAGACAUCUCGCAGACCGGGGAGGCUGGCGAACUAGUCUGCAACGUCCCCUUCCCCUGCCAGCCAUGCAUGUUUUGGCCUCCCGGCUCAAGCGGGGAGAAACGAUACAAAUCCUCAUACUUCGAAGUCUUCAAAGAUCAGGGAAGUGGCAAGCCCAUUUGGCACCAUGGUGAUUUCGUGCGUUUUAACCCGGCGACAGGCGGGCUUUGGAUGCUCGGCCGCUCAGAUGGCGUACUAAACCCCAUGGGCGUGCGCUUCGGCUCGAGUGAAAUAUAUAACAUUCUCCUAAAACACUUCAGCUCCGAGGUAGAAGACGCUUUGUGUAUUGGCCGCAAGCGUGCACAGGAUCCCGAUGAGGUUGUCGUUCUUUUCUUGAAAAUGGCUCCGGGCCAAUCUUUUGGAGAAGACCUGAUUACACGCAUUCAGAACAUGGUACGUAAGGAGCUAAGCGCCAGACACGUCCCGAAAAUCAUCGAUGAGUGCCCAGUAAUCCCAGUGACUACGAACGGGAAGAAAGUCGAGGGCGCUGUCAAGCAGAUCCUCAGUGGACUGAACAUCAAAAUCAGUGCCAGCGUUGCGAACAGUGAUUGUUUAGAGUGGUACAGAGAAUGGGCCGCGACACAUUGA
Molecule: messenger RNA, 2187 nt
Organism: Exophiala aquamarina CBS 119918
Lineage: Eukaryota; Fungi; Ascomycota; Eurotiomycetes; Chaetothyriales; Herpotrichiellaceae
Product: acetoacetate-CoA ligase
Exons: 2
Coding region: 1-2187 (728 amino acids)
Biological process (GO): lipid metabolic process
Cellular component (GO): cytosol
Molecular function (GO): acetoacetate-CoA ligase activity
Source: RefSeq, a predicted model, not a curated record